CCCCGAGUUCGCUCUCCCCAGCCCGCGGCGCCUCCGGCAGUGUGGGUCUCGGUGCGCCGGGGAAAGCCGUCCGGGCCUGCCGCUACCGCCGCGGCCGGGCCAGGGUUCCGGGCGGACCCCGCGGGCUCAGAUGCCCUGAAAGUUGGAGUGAUUACUGAGCCUAAGAUUCUUCCAGCUCUGAAAUUCAGCUGCUGACAUGUUGUUUCGAAAACUUACAUCUGCUAAAAUCUGUUCCAAGUAGGUGCUUCAGCGUUUGGAGCGGCCGCGGCCUGAGGACCGGUCUGAAGCUGGCCUCUGCAGGGGGCCCUGGCACCCUCCCCAGACGUGCAGUGGCUGUGGCAUCGGAGGGGAGGCCGCCCAGGCUUCUGCCGCCACCAGCUGCCUCCCUGUCAGCUUUACGGGCAGACCCGCUAAGGUUGUGUGGAUCACACAGUUCCUGCCUCAGUAGAAGAGUCCAGAAAAGGGAACCAUUUCCUCAGCGCCGCCUUGAGGAUGGACCCGGCAGACCCUCCUGGCGACCCCGCUGCCGGCGACCCCGCCGCUGGAGACACAGACCCCGCUGGCAACUCCACUGGCAGCGAGCGCCGUUGCACAGGCCAGGACCCACUCCUGUUCCGGCAGGCCCUGCAGACAUUGUGGUCCACGCGAGAGCUGUGGCAGCUCCGGGAAGAGGCCUGGCGGGGGUUUGCUGCCCUGGAUGACCCACUGACCGGACUCCUGGACGUGCUGGAAGGCAGCCAGGCCUGGCAGCGGAAGGGCCCCUCCCUGGAGGCCUGGGUAGUCUGUGAGCUGCACCGCUGGCUGCAGGCACGGCCACUCCCUGCAUCGGCCCAGCACAGCUCAAGGCUGCAACAGCUACAGGCCCGUGCAGUCAGGGUCCUCGCCAGGAGCCCCCCUAGUCUCGUGGAGCCACUGGUCAGCAUCUUCCAGCUGCAGGACGCAGACCGGAGCCCCCUGCUGACUCACAUCCACCAGCUCCACCAGGAGGGCAAGUUCAAAGAAGCUGUCGUGCUGGGCUCCAGGCUGAAGUUGCAGCCAGCACUUGAUGUUGAAAAGAUGUGCACCCCACUGCUCCUCCAGGACAGAGUGAGCCUCGUGGAGCGUUAUGUGGCCGGCUUCCCGGACCUCCAGAGGAGGCUGCUGGCCCUCCUGGACUCCUGGUGCCGGCCCGGCUUUGACAUCGGAGUUGUUGCCAGGCAGCACCCACAGGUGACCUCGAGGCUGGAGAGGCUGAGUCCCAGAGUGCUAAGUCGGCGGGUCCUGAGCCAGCUGGAGCGGCUGGGCCUGGACCCGGCUCUGUGUCCCAACGCUGCCACUCAGCAGCGCCUGGCCGCCCUGCGCUACCUGUGCUACAAGCGGUUUGUGGAGAGAAGUAUGUCUCAGGAGAACUGGGUGGACCACGUGCAGGGCCUGGUGGGCCGGGAAGAGUGGCCCCAAGAGGCGGUAGUGCAGCUGCUGGCCUCCCCCGGCAACGAGGCCGUGGCCGCGCAGUGCGCCCUGGGCCUCUCAGUGCCCGAGGAGCAGCUGCCAGCCACAGUGGCGGCCGAGCUCCGCCGGCUCGAACUCCAGGAGAGGGUGGCCAGGGCGCCUUUGGAGGACAGGAAGGGUGAUUACUACCAGCUGCCCAUCGCCAGGGAGGACAUCCACUUCCUGGCCUCUUGGGAGGACUUGGCCAGGCACGAGGAGGUGUUGCUGCAGCCCGGCCAGGUGGUCGGGGUAGACAUGGAGUGGAGACCCUCGUUUGGCACGGGGGGCCGGCCCCAGGCAUCAGUCAUGCAGUUGGCAGUGGAGGGCCGCGUGUUCCUGCUGGACCUGCCUGUGCUCUCGCGGCCAGCGGGAGGGCAGGUGUCGAAGGCCUUCUCCGGGCUGGUGUCCCGGCUGCUCUCGGACCCCUCCAUCACGAAACUGGGUUAUGGGCUGGCGGGGGACCUUCGGAGCCUGGGUGCUUCCUGCCCGGCCCUGGCGCACGUGGAGAAGCAGCUGCGGGGCGGCCUGGACCUGCUGCGGGUGCACAGGCAGAUGCGGGUGGUGAACAUGCCAGCUGGAGGCACGUAUGAGUCCAGGGGGCUGCGGGGCCUCAGCCUCCUGGUGCAGCAGGUCCUGGGCAAGCCCCUCGACAAGACGCAGCAGCUCUCUAACUGGGAUCGGCGGCCGCUGAGCGAGGGGCAGCUGGUUUACGCAGCUGCUGACGCCUACUGCCUGCUGGAGGUGCACCAGGCGCUGAGCAGAGAGCCUGCCAGCUUCUCCCUGUCUGAGGACCUGGCCAGGAGCCUGCAGCCAGGGUGCAGCGAGAGACCGGGGGCCCGGGAGCCGCCCCGCCUGCAGGAGGCCUCAGCCCUGCCUUGGCAGGUGCCUGUGGCCGAGCGCGAGGACACCACUCCAGAGGUCCCGGCCAGGGCCUUCCGCGUGGUGUGCGACAACAUGCUGCAGGGGCUGGCAAGGAGCCUCCGCUGCUUGGGCGCGGACGUGCGCGUGCUGGGCACCAACGAGGACCACCGAAGGGCAGCUGAGGCACGCACGUGCACACGCACGUGUGAAAUUCGUACCGAAGCUCCCGUCAGGCCUGAAGCCGUGGCGCCACCUCCCUGGUUCCCAUGCUCACCCUUCCUUCUCCCACCCGGACCCAGCUCAGCACCAGCGUCGGCCAUCUGUCUUUGGCACAGUUGGCAGCGAGCAUUUCGAGGGACGCCACCAGAGUCAGCACCAGCGACAGGACCGCUGCCCGGCUUCUUCGCCCUGGCCGCUAGCACGGCAGCCUGGAGCUGCGCGGUUGCCAGGCAGGAGGGAAGGAUCAUCUUGACGUCGGGGCUGCCAUACCACAAGCUCCGGGACCAGGUCGGGGCUGGGCGCUGCCUCUGGGUGGACUGCUCCCUCAAGGCCCGUCAGCAGGCCAAGGCCGUGCUCAGGCAUUUCAACGUUCGAGUCACCCACGCAGACAUCUUCAGCCGCUGCCAGGCCUGUAACUGUGACCAGUACCUGAAGGUCUCCAAGGACACAAUGAAGCAGCUGGUGAGGCUCAGCAGCUGCCCGGAAGGCCCCAGCAUCACACGUGAUGAGGCCACCCAGAGCGAGGACAUACAGGAAGCAGGCUCGGCCCCAGAGGAGGCCCCCGGGGGCUGUACCUACGACCCACCUUGCCGCUGGCUGGAGGCCGCAGACCUGCGGGCUGGUGCGCCUGCCACACUGGCCAGUGGCACCCGGCUGCAGCUGGCAGGGGUCCCGGAGGGCGUGCUGCGGCGGCCGGGGCUACGCCAUUUCUACUGCUGCUCUGGCUGUGGCAAGGUCUUCUGGGAGGGCUCCCACCUGUGCCGCGUCACCUCGCAAUUCAGCCAGAUCCUGAGCAGCGCCUCCAGCUCCUGGAAGCAGAGCUGAGCCCCCAGGCCCACGGGCCUGCACUGCCCCCUGGGGCAUCCACCCACCCACCCCCAGCAAUACAGGUAAUAAAAGUCCUGACCUGCAUGGGCCUGUGGCCAUGGACUCACUGCACAUACCUGGGCCUGGCCCUAGGUGCACCUAUGGCCGUGGACUCAUUGCAUACACCUGGGCGCCAGCCCCAGGUGCAGAGCUAGGACCGGGGUGGAAGGGAUGAAAGUUCUUGCACAAGGUCAGGAUGCUCGGACCCUGAGCUGAGAACCGCCUGAUACUCGGGAAUGAGGCCGACGGAAAGUGGGAAGGACACGCCUGGCAGAGGAAAUGGCCUUCACAAAGGCCCGGGGCUGGGACCCAAGCGGCUCCCGUCAGUGGGGCGGAGGGAGGCGGGGGCACACAGGCCCCCCACGCACUGGGGGCCCACUCCCUUUGCUGCGUUGGUAAAUGCCACCCCCCCCUCUGCCCCACCUUCCUGGGCUCCUCAGACCUUCGGGGAGGCCUCCAGUUCCAGGGAGUGUAGAUGGUGGGACCCCGCAGGGCCAGGGCCCGUUAGGCCAGAUGUGGCGGGGGUGGGGGUGGGGGGCUUCCUGGGGAACAGGGCCCAGCCCUCUGUGGUGCAAGAGGCAGGGCGGCCACCCUCUAGGAGGGCAUCCAUUGUGUCUGGAGGGCCAUGCCUGGAGGGGAGGCCCACCUCUGCAUCUGCUGCCCUCGCCCCCUCACCGGCCGGAGUGUGACCCCACAUGGCUUCUUCCCCCCGCCCCAACCCGGUCGAGGUGGCCUCCUCUCAUGAAACAGAGUGGCAGCCGAAGCCACAAGGGGGCCCUGCACAUGAGAGCGUCCACCCUCACAACUGCAGGAAACAGCCACUGCUCCACCUACUCUCUGGGAAACUGAGGCGCAGGCGCCCGUUGCCGGCACCCGAGGGCCCCGGGCACCGGUGCCAGGUGGGCGGGGAGAGGGGCCUAGACUGCAUCUUGCCCUGGCCGCCUCCUCCUGGCUCACUCCCUAGGAAUGUGCCCCCACCCCCACCCCCCACAUCCCUUUCCUGUCCUUCCUGCCUUGAGCGGAAACCAGCUCAGAUUUGGCCCGGGAACCCAGGCGGAAGCCUCAGGGCCGGGGAGCCCGGGGGGGCGGGGCGGGGCUGCCGCCUCUGCCCAGAGCGGGUGCACCUGCAGGCCCAGGUGUGACGGCCUCAGGUACCAGGUGGGUGCUGGCAGUGCCAGGCCUACCUCUGCCCCCGCCUGGGCUGGGGGUCAGGCCCAAGAGCAUGAGGCUGGGGUUCAUGCUGAACACCAUGCACCCAUCCUGCCACACUGCCCAUCAUUUCCUUUCCCUGAAAACGCCCACCUUGUGCCAGGCGCUGGCCCACCCGGCCCCGCAGCAACCUUGGGGCCAGCCGGACCAGAUGCUACCGCACAGAUGGAGGGAGGGACUCGGAGACUCAGGACAGGACCGGGCUGAGCAGGGGCACCGUGUCAGGGCCAAGCGUGCAACCCUGGCUUCCCCCACCCUUCAGUCACUGCUGAGCCCGAGGGCCACAUGGGGCUGUGGGGGCGAGCAGACACCCCACCAGGGCUCGGGACCUUCUGUGAUCGGGGUGCUGCUUCCGAGAGCCAGACCACUGGCCCGCGUUCUGUCCUGGGAGGCAGCCCUGACCACGCUCCUCCCCUAGUAAGGUCAGGAGGAAACCGCCAGGGGUGCCGGCCCCACUGCCCAACCCAGCUGCUUCCUGAAGACUCUGGAGACUCUGUUCUGAUCCAAGGCCCUGGUGGUGGUUGCAGCUGGUCCUCAACACAAGGAGGCCAGAGCCAGGGACCAGCACGGGGGAGACAGGAGACCACAUGUCCUUCCUGUCCCUCCAGGCAGGCCCGGCCCCAGCACCCCACUGCCCCGCGCACCCUCUAGAGGGAGAAGAGGGCGACUGCGUGGGGCCUCUUUCCCAGUGUGCCCCUCACAGCUACGCGCGUACCGUCCAGCCUGCCUUCCCACCUCCCCACCCCUCUGCUGCCCAGACUGGCCGUGUCCCCCCGGAAACCCUCCCAGGCUCACGUACUCGCUGCCAGCCCAGCCCAGCCCCACGGCAACCCCAUCCUAGGCCCCAGCCCCCGACCCCUGGUCCUGAGCCAUCAGGAGGUCAGCCCAAAAAGCCUUCUGAGGCCCCAGGACUGCCUCAGGCCCCCUCCCAGGCUAGGGGUCAGGCACCACGCCGACAGGGUGGGCUACGGCCCUAGUGCCAGGCCGUGCCCUAAGCGGCCGCGCAGUGAUUGUCUGCCACAGUUCCUGCCCCGGGCGUCCUUCCUCCGCUCUGGCCGAGGGCUGAGUGUUUGUUAUUUGAUCUCUAUCCUCUCUCGGCCCUUCUACCAGGUGUCUGGGCUGCUGGGAAGAAACACUCUCCUCUUUCCCACGCUCCCCGACACAUUUUAAUGAAUUAGCUGGAAGCCCCGCCCCCACUGCCCGCCUGCCUGCUCACCCUCCCUCCCCCGCCUAGUGCCUUUAAGGUGGCCGCAGGCCUUGGCCCAGCUCUGGCCAGCCGCCUCUUCUGCGCUGUCCUCCCCAGGCCGCUCCACCCAGACCUUCCCAGCCCAUAUCCCAGAAUGCUCCCCAGGCGGCUCCACCCCUGCCCACAUUGUUCCCCCCCCAAUACCCACUGCUGUGAGCCUCUAAAGGAAGGGGGUCCCCAGAGAAAGAAGGGGGCCCUCUCCAACUCUGGCCUCCACCCACCACGGCCCUUCAGGGUGGCACUCCUGGGCCAGCAUCCUUGGAGCCAAUGGGGAGAAGGACGGGGGGGUCCUGCCGCAUGGUCAGGGUCGAGUCUGUCCCCCCAGACCCCAGGUCAGGGGUUUCUCACUCAGAGCCAGUGAACUGCUUAUCUAUACAACACCACCAAGAAACCCCACCCACACCGGAGAGGGGCUUCUCUGGGCCGCAGGGCGGGGCCUGGCUUCCCCAUUCCCUCCAAGGCAUUUGGAACAAAUGUCCUCCUUUUGGACCAUUCCUUCAGCAAACACUGAAGAAGAGCUUACUGGGAGCCAGUGCCCUGCAAGCCCCUCUUCCCCUCCUGUCCUCAAAUGGGGCAACUCCCAGGGUGUGGACCACAGCGGCUCAGACCAGAAAUACCCUCCCAGCCACGGCACGGCCACGGGAACCCCAUCGGCUCCCCAGAGAUAGUGUGACUGUCACCCGAACCCCACAGUGGCAGACCUGGCUACACCUGUCUGACCCUCACGCCGAGCCCUGGGUGGGGCAGGAGGCAACAUCAGGCUAGACUCCUGUGGCCGCUCUGUCCCUGCCAGGGGCACCCAAGCCACCGAUUUCAUGGCCCGUGGUGGUGGCCGUGCAUUCCCACACUGAGCUCACAGGGCCCCUUUGUCUGCCCACCCCGAAGCCUGCGCGGGUGUCAAAGGGACAUUUCACCCCCGGGCUCUGCUCCCGGGCCCUACAGGGUCUCCAGAUGCCCUUCUUCAGGUCAGGGGACCUGAACCCACCUGCACUGGGGCCUAUGAACCCCCCACCUUCUGGGGAUAGCCCUGGGCACUGUCCAGAGGUAAAUACAGGCCCCAGGGGACAGGGCCUAUGCCCUCUUCCCUGAUCCUGGGAAGAUGCAGGGAAGGGGGUGCUGGAGGUGGUCAGGGCCCCGCCCUCGAGGGGUUCACAGUCCAGCAGCCUCCCUUACUGGGCCCAGGGACCCCAUCUGGCAAGAUGAGUGGGGCAAGGGAGGGGCUGUUGACACCGGCACCCCACCCCCACCCCCACCAGGUCACAACCUCAGCUGAACCUAGCACAGGGCCUGGUUCAGGACUCCCGCCUCAGGCCAGGGCUUACCCACCUACACUGUGGGGAGCUCCUGGCAGGAGCAAGACUGAGCAGAAGAGCUGGACCACCAGCCAGACCACCAGCCUCGGGAAGACCAGAGGGAGGGACUCGGGGAGCUCUGGCUGCCAGGAGGACCCCGAGAGAGUCCACAACGGUCAGGUCUGAGGGCAGCUGGCCAGAGGCAGCCAGCCCUGGGGUGGCCUUACCCAGUUUUUCCUGUGAUUUCUGCUGUGACUCGUUCCAGAGCACAGAGUGAGAUGAGGGGCACGCACCCACCCACAUAUGUCUCCAAACAUGGGGCACACCAGGCAGGUGCCCAUUGGAGCCCAUCCCCAAACAAGGCCUGACAGGGGGGGACUCCCGGGCUGAGGCCCAGGGCCGCCUCCUCGGGAAUUUCCAGCCCGCUUCUGAAGGAAUUGAAGUUCCUGUGUGCUGCCCUGCUGCCCUGGGCCUACUGCUCCGAGAGUCAUUCCUGCUCGAUUUCCAGCCACCAGAGCCCAGCUAUAAACUGUAAAAUCCUAAUGAGGAAAUCUGGCGGGAGUAUUAGAAUGUCAAUAAAAAAUGGGUUUACAGAUUGGAAAUGAGUCAUUUCUGGGCUUUCUAUCCGUCCUUGGUGCCCUACCUGGGGCUGCUCACCUGGCCAGGCCUUGCCUGUCCCUAGUCGUGCUGAUGGAGGUGGCCCAGGAGAGGGAAGCAGGCCCUGAGGUCCGGCCGACUGACCUCCCCGCCUUGGAGGGGCUUCUGAGCACCUCCAGCCCCCAGCUUCCUCCUGUAAAGACCCUGCUUUCGUCAGGGUGGGACCUCAGGGUUUGGCUCCUCACGCUUGUCAGGUUGGGGGCAAAACACGGGGUGACCCAGGCCGCCAGAGGAGCAGCCCUCGUUCAGGAAAGACCGCGUGGCCCAGGUCACACGCCCGAGCUGUUCGUGGACUCGUC
Molecule: messenger RNA, 8117 nt
Organism: Prionailurus viverrinus (fishing cat)
Lineage: Eukaryota; Metazoa; Chordata; Mammalia; Carnivora; Felidae
Gene: EXD3
Product: exonuclease 3'-5' domain containing 3
Exons: 24
Coding region: 493-3372 (959 amino acids)
Biological process (GO): nucleobase-containing compound metabolic process
Molecular function (GO): nucleic acid binding; 3'-5' exonuclease activity
Source: RefSeq, a predicted model, not a curated record